AUGUCAGCUGAUCCACAAGGAAAGCACAAGAUUUUGUUUCUACAUGGCAAGGGAGAAAACGCAAAGACCUUUCGGGCGAGACUACGAAGACUCGAAGACGCACUGGUGGAGAAGAAGGGAGAUGCAGUAUCCUUGGAGUUUGUGACGGCUCCUCAUCUGAUCGGAUCUGACGACAAGUAUGCAUGGUGGAACCUUCCACCGAAUCAACGAUCCUUCACCGCCAGUGAGUACAUCGGGAUGGACGAGACGUUCAAGAUGAUUGAGAAGACCUGGAUGGAGAAGGGACCGUUCGAUGCAGUUGUUGGACAUUCGCAAGGAGCAAUCCUGAUCACGGUUCUCCUAUCUCGGGCCCUCCUUCGCGACUUUUCCUUCAAGCCUGCCAAGGCGAUUCUCUUCGGAGCUGCCUGGCCCAACCCGUUCGACGGUGAGCUGAAUCAACUUGCUGCUAUGGAUUUGGCGACUUCGUCGUACUCUCCUCAGACUCUUCACGUAUACGCGAUGAACGACAACAUCAACCCGCCCGAGAUGGCCAAGAGGAUUGAGAAGGGUCACGAUAUCCCCAUGGACGACAAGUCCCUCGCCAAGUUCAGCUCGUUCCUCUUCGACUGA
Molecule: messenger RNA, 609 nt
Organism: Guillardia theta CCMP2712
Lineage: Eukaryota; Cryptophyceae; Pyrenomonadales; Geminigeraceae
Exons: 12
Coding region: 1-609 (202 amino acids)
Cellular component (GO): nucleus; cytoplasm
Source: RefSeq, a predicted model, not a curated record